AUGCCGCCUCGCACGCGCCGCCGCGCAAAUGAUCCAGAGACGGUCUACCGCGUCUCCCCGCGUCUCCAGCAGAAGCAGCAGCGCUUCCCGAACCGGCGCCGGUCAGUCAAGACGUCGGCAGCGACUGAGACCAGGACGCCAGUGAAAAGGCAAGAGACGCUUACGCAGGUGGGGUUUGUGUCGAGUUUCUCGGGUGGUAGUAGAGGAGAGGAUGAGGAUGAAAGGGAGGAGGAGUGGGCGGAGGAGAGGCCGAGAAAGAAGAGGAAGAGGAAUAGUGAUGGGGAUGGAAGAGAGAGCGGGAGCGGGAAGAAGCAGACGACACUAACGCAGAUGGUGUGGCCGGCUGUGGGGGUGGGGAGUGAUGAUGAGGAGGUAGAGGGGGAGAUGUUGGAGGAUGACGUGCUGGCGUCGGGGCAGGAUGUGCAUGAGGCCGAAGGAGAGGUGACCCGAAUGGCGGAUGCACUUUAUGAGGCUGCUAGGACCGCUGGAAAAGAUCCGCAGGAUGGAGCUGUUCAGGAGUCAUAUCAGGGCUUGUUCCUGGACCACAGGAUGCGGGAGGAAUACCCUCACGAGGAAGAUGCCGCCCCAGCCGUGAGAAGAUCUCCGAGAUUGAUGAAGCGGCCCCAAGGGGCAUCACAGCGAGCAAUCGGUAGCCCUGCGAGAGUCCCACGACUAAGGACACCGCGAAAGGUACGAGUGCUGGAGGUGCCCUCAUCGCAGUCUCCGCCCGCUACGCCGCUCUCGACACAGAGGACACAGACACCGCAUAGCCGACGCACGAGGUCGCCGCUGAAAGAGAGAUCCGUCAAUCGGCAAGCAAUCUUGGAGACGCCUUCGAAGUUGAGGACGGUCCUCUUUGCAGACGACAUCGCUAGUGCAAAGAAAACGCCUUUCAAGAUGCCGCCGCUACCGGCGAAGCUGUUCAACCCGAACCCGACUCCCGGCCCGGUACGCUUGACCAGGAAGACUACUAUUCCAGACUCCCAAUCUAUUGACGAUGAAGAAACGGAAGAUGAUGGCGAUCACGAGGUCGAGGUCGAGGUCCAUCACGCUCCUGCAGAAGCUGAGCAACGACCAAAUGAGCCUACUCAGGCGACACAUCUUGGGCAGGACAGCAUCCGAUAUCUCAUAGGCCCGGAGACCCAAGCCCUCGGGGACAGGACCGUCUUAUCCGACAUAUACCUCGGAUCAAGCAUCGUACGAGACGAUAUCGCAGACGACGACGAAGACAUCGUCGGUCUGCCAGAUUCCACAGUCCGCUCUUUCGAGAUCGACCUCGACGUUCCCACCCAGAAAGGCAGCCUCAAGCCCGGAGCGCCGCCGCCACUAGAUAACCCAUUCGUACUGCCGCGCACCACGCGGCCCAACUUCGUCAAAAACAGCACCGGCACCGACGAAGACCUCCUCGCAGCCGACAGCCAACCGCCCGUCACCCAGGCCCGGACGUCACGGCCUCGACUAGAACAGCAGAGUAGCGAGUUCCUGCGCGAUCUCCAGGCCGACGAGCACGCCGACUACUCCUACUGGCUCCCCAGAGCUGCACGAGCAACAGCACAGCAGCCGCGCUUCUCGCAGGCCACCACCGUCGACAUCACCCAAGCUGCCCGGCGUACCCAACACACUCUAAUUCCCAGCCCCCGGCACCAGGCAUCCUCUCCCGUUCUCGAAGUCACGCGCAUACCGGACUCCCCUCUAGCAAAGCCAGCAGAGGACGAGGUCGUCUACAUCCCGAGCUCGCCGCUCGUUAGGCCGGUGGAUGAGGGGGCAUCGUCAUCGCCGCUGCCGCUGCCGCCUUCGGACUUCUCGUCGCAGGUUUUCGAGCAGGGGCGCGAGACUCAGGGGAAGCUGAAGCGGGGAGAAGGAGGAGGUGGUGGUGGUGGAGGGCUUGUUACGGUAAGCCAGUUGCUGCCGGAUUCGCUGGUGAAUUUCAGUUUGCCGGGGCCGCCGGUUUGGAGUCAGGAUGAAGAGGGGGAGUAG
Messenger RNA from Coniosporium apollinis CBS 100218, 1977 nucleotides. RefSeq lists its product as uncharacterized. The record is from RefSeq and is a predicted model, not a curated record. NCBI's taxonomy places the organism in Eukaryota, Fungi, Ascomycota, Dothideomycetes. The coding region runs from base 1 to 1977 and encodes 658 amino acids. The transcript has a single exon.